CGCCCGCCCAGAAUAGACGCUGCACGUGGGCUGCUGCGGACACACGCGCCCCGCGCGCUUAACGUCGCGUUGUGAACUUUACAAAUACUUAUACGUUAACUUCCAAACAAAAUUUUAUUAACAUAGAUACAAAUGUAACACACGAUUCGCUUCUAGUAGUGGCCUUCUUUCCUGACUAUAGAAAUUAUUAUAUACAGUGAUCUGUUAGCCUUAAACGUAACAAAUACGGUAACGAUGUGCCUUAAAGUGUAUUAAUCCUGCGGCGUAUGCCGCCAUUUGACAGCUGCGCGUGAGUCAUCGAAAUGCGAUGUCUGAUACUUUGCCUUUUGCUGGCUCUGUGUGUGAUCCCAGAGCCAGUGCCGGCAUGGAAAGGUGACAUAGUGAAAGCAUGGGCGAGGACACUUGGUCAGGAGUUGUGGGGUCUCAGCGAAGCUCUGACGAAAUCGGAGCAGAUUAGAUUUAAAUAUAAAAAGAUGAAUGCAAGUGUGAAGCGGAAAGAUGGAGAGCAAAUAUUGAAUUCAUCGAUAAGUUCCGUUAGCACAAUGUUGACACAAAAAAUCAAAGCAGUCAAGUGCAUUCACGCUACAGCGCAACAACUAGCUAAGGAGUUUAACUAUACAAUAACUAGGGAUGAAUAUGAUAAUUUCAAAUACUGCUCGGCAAAGUAUUCCAAGUUCCAUUAUGAAGACCCAGCUGAUGCCAUAGAUGAGGAUGAUGACACCAAUAUACCAAAUUUUGCGAAGAACGGAACCAACUAUAUGGAGGUUCAGUUGGAGAGGGAUACACAUUUCUACGAUAUUAAUGUUAAUACUAAUAUGAGUUGUGUACAUGUGCCCACAAAUAUUUACUACAAAGAAAAAGAAGCGCUUAAUUCUAUAUUAUGGUCUAGAGGUCUCAACGAUAUAUUUAUCAAAAACUAUAAGUCCGAUCCGUCAUUGGUGUGGCAAUACUUCGGCAGCUCCCGCGGCAUCCUGAGGUUUUUCCCGGGAAUGCCUUGGAACAAUCGUAAGAUAGUGGACACGUACGACUGUCGGGUUCGUCCUUGGUACAUAGAAGCGGCUACCUGUUCCAAGGACGUGAUUAUCCUGUUUGAUGUUUCCGGAUCAAUGACCGGAUUCAAGAAUUACGUUGCAAGGAGAACGCUUAGAUCGCUCCUGGACACUUUAUCUAACAACGAUUACGUCAACGUGUAUUAUUUCAAAAAUGAAGCUGCGGAAGUAGUGAAGUGUUUCGUUGGCUUAGUGCAAGCCACACCUGAAAAUCUCAAGACUAUCACGGACACACUGGAGCCCACUGACAAUGGGAAGACACACAAAGUGCAGUUGGAGGGAAAUGCCAACCUGACCGCAGCGUACAUAAAAGCUUUUACAACACUCAAAGCGAAACGGACGAACUGCAGCGUCAGCAGCACGCAGGGUUGCAACCAGCUAGUGAUGGUCAUCACGGACUAUGUGCCGGGAAACUUAACAGAAGUGUUCGAGACUUACAACAGGGAGACUGUCGGCAAUGAGACCUAUACUCCUGUUAGGGUCUUCACUUACCUAAUAGGCAAAGAGGUCACCAACGUGCGCGAAAUACAGUGGAUGGCUUGUUUAAACAGAGGAUACUUCGUUCACAUACAUUCAGUGGAGGAGGUGCAACAGCAAGUGUUGAAGUACAUCAAUGUCAUCGCUCGGCCAAUGAUCCUGUCUAUGGAGGACCCCCCGCAAACCUGGACGCAUGCCAACAUCGACUACACGCGAACUUCUUUGUGGGGGGUGAGCAGUGAUGCGAAGAAGCCCGACGAAGACAAACUAGUGACAUCAGUGGCGAUUCCCGCGUUCGACCUCAAGUACAACGUGGAUCACAACGACGCCAUGCUACUCGGAGUGGCGGGCACCGACGUGCCCAUAGACAGCAUUGCUAAAUUGGCACAACCUCACCAGCUCGGUGUGAAUGGGUAUUCUUUCAUCGUGAGCAACAACGGAUAUUUGCUAUUACAUCCGCUAUUAAUAACAACAAUCAACGAUGUGCUUCAAGCGAACUAUAACAGCGUGGACUUCGUGGAAGUGGAACAAGUGGACGACGGCAACGGGCCACGAGUGCUCGGCGAGGAGAUCCAGACCCUGCGCCAGAUGCUGGUGGAUGGCAAGCACGGCAACAUGAGCGACAUUAAAGUUCUCUUCCACUACGAUAACAUGAGGAGGAUAGCUCGGGUGAAGCACGAUUAUUUCUAUAACAAAUUAGAGGGUACCCCAUUCUCGAUGGGCAUAUCGUUACCUCGAGGAUACGGCGAUACGGAACUUAUGCUGAAGGACAAUCCACUGGAGGCUAAACAAGGCAAAGAACUGACUGGCAUCAACGUCACUGACUACUUUCGUUUUAGUUACCGCGUCCAUCCUGACUGGGUUUACUGCAAGUACCAUUAUCUAGAAGGGCACGAAUCGAAUAAUUCAGAAGAAGAAAUUUGGUCCUUUUUGGUUCGCCUGUCUAACAAUGAAAUUGAUAUCACUAAGAAACAAUAUCCUGAAGAGGCAGACGAGCGCGAUUUUAAUGUAGAAACGCACUGCGGCGACGCUACGACCCAACUGCAGAAAGACGAUUAUUAUUGCAACGAGGAUUUGGUCAAACAGUUAGUGUUCGACGCGAAGCUAUCAGCGCCAUACUUCCAGAGUUGGGACGCGACACCCGAACAAUAUUCCCUCGCUCAGAAAUAUAAUGUUAGCGUCAGAUUCAUAGCCACUUCCAGCGGUCUCACCAGAUGGCAUUAUAUAUUUGACGAGGAUAUGAACGAAGUUGUCGACGACUACGGAAACAGGACGAAGAAUUGCACUGAGGAAGCAUUCGGAGACCGAUAUUUCAAUGCCAUCGAAGAGACGUGGUACAAAGCAGCAGUCCUUCAGCACAUGAUCAAUUCUGCUUCUCUGGUCAUCGCGACUCCACUUCCGAACCUCGAUGAGAUCAUAGAACCAAAAGUAGUGCCGGAUAAAGACAAGGAUAUAACUAUGACGGCGAGCUACGCUAUAUUCUAUAAGGACGGGGAUUCGGAGACACCGGCAUCUGUAGUAGGAUUCGAAUUCUCUUUUGAUAGUUUUCAAGAAAGAUUUAUUGAAAUCACGAGAGUAACCUCUGAUAAGCAUUUUAAUUGUGAAGACGACCGCUACAACUGCUAUGUGGUAGACAGUUCCGGUUACGUAGUAAUGUCUAGGGACAAGGAAGAGAUCGGGAAAUUCUUUGGAGUUGUGGGAGAACAUACGGGACAUGUGCUCAGCUCUUUCCUGGACAAGAAGGUGUUCGAUCACGUUGAAGUAUUUAAUUAUCAAGCGCUCUGUAAGAAUGAGAGACUGCAAGCCCCACCUAAUAGAGCCUGGGGUAUAUUGACGCCCUUCAAUGUCGUUACGAAUCUAAUGCGCUGGCUCUUGACUGAAUUUAUCUUGAUAAUAUCGGAUGUAUCUUGGUGGAACCUCAGCUCCUACGCAAAUGUUAUCUAUGAUAACGAAGACUACGACUUAAACAGCUUGGGCAUCACAGAACCCCCUUCAACGACAACACUGCCACCGCCCACAAGGAACGAGUCAAAUCCAGGAAAAGACGACGAAAAGAAACCGUUUUCUUGUGACCAACAGAUAAUUCUAUACAUAUUGAACCAAUCUUUAUUCUUAAACACUAUGGGCGAAACUAUAGUGGUGCACGAAGACGAACCAGGGGAUUGUCAUCCGAGAUACUGGGCGGUGUAUAUAAGAGAGACGAAUUUAUUGUUAGUGGUUGUGGAAAAUUCUUACGUGAAAUAUAACAGCAAUUGUACAAUCCCACCGAAUACGACGCCUGAGCCAACGUCGAAUUCAACGACGAGCAAGGAACCGUGUCAUAAGCUAGAUUUGGCGAGUUUGAGAAGACGAAGGCUGGAAGGAUGUUUUACCUAUCAUGAAGGGGAGAAGAACAUUACAGCGUGCGGUAUCGGCAGCAUCAUGAGUGUGAACCUAGUCAUCUUCGUAGUUUGCAGUAUUCUAGCACUUAUAUUUUCUGGUUGGACGUGAUGAGCAUACACCGUUUGUACAUUUGUUACUUUCGCAAUAAAACCUGUUGCAC
Messenger RNA from Chilo suppressalis (striped riceborer), 4068 nucleotides. The record is from the annotation of a GenBank genome assembly. Lineage: Eukaryota; Metazoa; Arthropoda; Insecta; Lepidoptera; Crambidae.